This is a messenger RNA of Daldinia vernicosa, 1883 nucleotides long. RefSeq names its product glycoside hydrolase family 72 protein. Gene Ontology annotation, molecular function: 1,3-beta-glucanosyltransferase activity. NCBI's taxonomy places the organism in Eukaryota, Fungi, Ascomycota, Sordariomycetes, Xylariales, Hypoxylaceae. The transcript is spliced from 5 exons. Gene Ontology annotation, cellular component: fungal-type cell wall; cytoplasm. Bases 426 to 1649 code for a protein of 407 amino acids. The record is from RefSeq and is a predicted model, not a curated record. Gene Ontology annotation, biological process: fungal-type cell wall (1->3)-beta-D-glucan biosynthetic process.
UGCGUGGUGGAAUGAUUGGCAACCUAAAUUAGCUGAUUGGGUACCUACAUGUAAUUUACAGCUACGAAACACUUAACUUCAGGUAGGUACUGUCGCAGAUCUUCUCAUAGGUAGGUACCUAGGCUAUAGCGAGGCGCCUUUACUUUAUGACGUUAGGUAACUGACUUGAGGAAGUACCAACCCGAUACUGAACUUUACUAUGUAUUGUGGAAUUUGGUCUACCUCAUCCUCAUCCUCAUCCUCAUCUUCAUCCUUAUCCACAUUACAAUACUCUACCUCACUACAAUCCUUACUACAUACUACAUACAUACACGUAUUUACGGAAUCCCCAAAUAUUCGUACCUGGUGUCACAUAGACGUAGCCGGUUUAUUAGAUACUGAACUUCGGCCAACAAUAUUAGUGCUGCCUACCUACCUAAGAGGAAAUGGAGAGACAGGCAACAAUGGAGCAUUCAAUAACGCCAGUUACCAUCCAAGGGAGAUACUUUUGGAAAGGUAACAUAAGGUUCAUCAUGAACGGCGUUGUAUACAAAAGCCACGUGCCAUUAGAUAUACUGGCCGACAACCACAUAAAGUUCCUCGAACAUGAUAUUCCACUAUUAAGAGCACUCAAGAUUAACACGAUAUUCGUUAGCCAUAUCGAUGGAACCAAAAGCCAUAAAGCUUGUAUGAACCUAUUAGCUGAGAAUGAGAUAUAUGUUCUGGUUUCUAUCGGAUCACCGGUGUCCCUCUUUACCUUUAGGCCUUUGAUACCGUACACAUCAAACUCGAUGCAAGACGUCUUCCAAGUCGUUGAAAACCUAGCGAGCUACCCAAAUCUAUUGGGUUUCACCAUCCUCAACGAACCGAUCAAAGAUCUAGCACCAGAAGCUGCUGGACCUGUUAUCCGCGCCAUAGUGCGUGAUACUAGACGAUAUGUUAGCCUUCUCGCCGGCAAAAAACAUCAAAGGGCCAUUCCAGUCGGCGUAUUCUUGUUGCAAACGACCCUCCCGCUGGAAGAUCAAUUCGAGUACUCUUGUUCAGGAAAGGAUAACGAAACAGUCGAUUUCUUCGUCUUUAACUACGUCGACUUUGGUAUCAGAACGCCGAUGCAGACACCUAGAGAAUCAGAUCCACUCAAGAUAUUCUCUAACACGCAUAUACCAGUGUCAUUCGUAUAUUGCGACGAUUCGCAUCAAUAUCUUGCGACCCGCUCGAUUUACUUGGACCCGGACAUGAGACGCGUGUUCUCCGGUGGUAUCGUGCACCAGUUCUUCGGCGGGCUAACUCAGGACGGCCUCGUGGGACCAAAAAUAGCCUCACUAGGGAGCGGCAGACAGGUACGUUGCGAAAGGAAGAUUGACUACUUUAACCUACUCGAUAGCGUGCAUGCGGCUUUUCAAAAGCUACCAGCUUCAAUAAUGGCUCGCUCCCGCCUCCUUGAAGCGAUUGCUAUGUCGGGAAGAAAGCCUAGACAGCCCGAUCCCAAGCGGAAUUUGCUUGCACUAGGGCAGGUACCUGCUAGCCCGGUGAACUGGACAGAGGUUGAGGCGUGCAUUAUCGACGAGAGCGAGUGGGUCGACGCGGGGAAGGAGUUGUUGGAAUUAUCUGUUGACGAUCUCGUGGCCACGAUGUGGGAUAAGUUGAACAUCGAUGAAGCAGAUCCCUAGAUGAACGAUUACUCUCCGAGGUUAAGUUGACGAAGUUCUGGACUAUAGCGUUUUACCAGCGAUGGUUUUUAUAUCAAGCAGUAUCUUUUAACUGCAGCGCUUAAAUGUAGCAAAUCAAAUUCAUUCGUCUAAAUUUGGCGAUAAUUGUAAGUAAAAAGCAAAACGACAAGGAUUAUCGAUGACAAUUGAUCCCUUUCAUAUGCCGGCUAAAGAAGCGUGGAAAUAUAGCCUGCA